UCCAAGACAGUGGUGGCUCCAGCCCUUUCACCCUGGCAAUUUUCCCCACCUUUCCCACUCCUUAGUGACUAGCAGAAAUAGCUUUAAACUAAAGUAGGCUGGUAUUUUUGGCUCCCUUUGUUUUGGGUGCAGCCCACUCUGGCAGCUUUUCAGAAACAGAAUCUAGUCCUAGCGUUGAAAGAGGCUCUGUAUUCUUGAUGUAAGCAGUGAGAGCAUGACUUGGUGCAAAGGCAAGGCCCUGCAAAAGGAGAGCCAUAAGAAAUAGAGCUGCUCUAGGAAAGCUUUAAUGGGAAUCCUAAUGAAGCAUAUCUUUUAAUGAAACACCUUGCAAUGGUUUGCUGUCUUCCAUUUGCUCUGGCUUACACUUCGUAGCUUCCUCGAUAUUAAGUCUUUCCUGAGUAGAACACAAACUUUUGGAGGCAUGUGCUGUUACUGAAACGUCGCUGCCAAGUGUGUUCCAUAACACAAGUGAAACCAAGUCUGAGGCAAGUGAUAGACGAGUUUCUGACACUCUGGUGUUUUCUGAGAUCAAGUGCAAUGAGCCAAUAAGACUCAUUGGUGGUUUUACAUGAUGGGCAUGCAGAUAGUUCAGACCUGACAACAGCUCAAGUUGGCUUGAAUUCUUUGUAAUGCCCAUUUAAGGCUGGAAUGGACAAAUGGAUGGAGGCUGCUGCAAACUGUGGCUGUGGGCCAAUCACAGGAUUUGAUUGUGGCUGUGGACCAAUCAAAGGACUUGAUUCAGACCCCACUUCAGCUAUUCCAGAGGCAUUCCAGUUCAGCACAGCUGCUUGCACAGUGCAUGGCCCAUCAUCCACUCUUCCUACUUCCUCCUCCUUUUCCCUCUCACCUCCCUUCUGUCCUUCUGGGCUUCCCCCACUUCCAUGAAAUUAGGCUGUAGGCUGCAAAUGACCCUUGGGCUGCAAGGUGUGCCCCCAGACCCAAGCCAUACAGUGUGAUUUCAGAGGCUUGCUAGACCCAGGUCCUGCCUCUGCUUCAAUAAUCACCAAACGGAGUUAGCAUCAUAGUUCACACAUUUCUGCCUAUUGAAUGCAUCCUAAUUAAUCCAUGCAGCACUCCAGCCAGGGAGGUUAACUGACCAGGCUUCAAGAAGCUAAAUGAUGGAUCCUUCUCUUGAUAAAGAGGGCAUGUUCUUGAUUUUCCCUUCUCUGUUCCUAAGGCUGCAGAAGUUUCCAGGGCAGCCGUAAGUGCAGGAUUCCCAUGACACUCCUCUGGAGAAGUUUGCUCUCUAGUGAUAUAGUCUACCAACCUGAAAUUCUGCCUUUUUGCUUCUAUAACUGAAGUUUAGAUCUCAGGUAGUUUGCACCUCUUUGUGCUUUCUAGACCAUUCUUUUUUCCUCCCUCUUUGCAGCACCAUGGGUAGCUUUAAAAAAAUCUCUUAGCACUUGCCCAAGGCCCUUUUUCCCCCUGCCCUGCAUAUCAGAUCUUUAUUUGAGGUUGUUCUCAAAUGUGCUUCUACAUCACCUGGAUUCUAGAAAGGAAAACUAUUUGCAGACCAAACAAUAUUUCUCAAGAGGUCUGCUGGUUUUAUGGCCUCUAUCCACAGAGUGAAGGCAAGCAGGAUCACUUUUUGCCUCAGUCAAGCUUCUGCAAACAUUAUCAAGAGAAAUGGUACAUAUUCAGAAGUGCUUGUGCAGAACAUAUGAAUCUAUGUCACUUCCUUUUGGUUUAUGCUCAGGCAUUCCUGUGACUCUCCACAUAGGAUAUACUAAGAGAGUUUGACCCAGUUAGUAUGUCACAGCAACUUGAGGUUAAAAAAAAUCUUGGGUUGUUCUGAAUGAAAUGGAAGAGGUGAAUCUGCUGGCUCCUGCCACUUGAUAGCUCCCAUGGCAAACUAAACAGCUUAGGGAUACCCUAUCCUUGGGUUAUUAAUCAUGACAUGCGAACCAGGAAUUCAAGGUUGUUGAGGAAAGACAAUCCUGAGUUGACAUCCAUAGUUUGACUUGUGUCAAACGGCCCUGGGUCAUUUAGCCCCAGUGAGAGACACUGGGGAGCAAGAACCAGCAGACCCAUUUGGUUCACAAUGAACUAGAUUUCUUUUUUGUUUUUAAAAACCUAGGUUGUUGUGACAUGGUCCACUUAGAACAUCAGACCAUGCUUCUGAAACCUUGCCAUGGUCCGUGCUUGGUGACAUGCAGUAAACCAACCACAAUUGAAAACUCCCUGUUUUGACUUUCCUUCUGUUUGAUACUCAGUGUCAUGUGUUCUCCCGCAUCUCUAUGGGGCAGCAGGUACUUGGGGCAGCGCAAUUCCAGUCUUCUUGCUAUAGGCUCCCUUUGAACCGGCAACCCACAGUUAGCAUAAGCUUCAGUCUGAGAUUCUGGUUUUCAACCACCGACUAACCAUGAUUUUUGGAUAGGCUUGAAUUCAGGCUGUAAAAGCAAACCAUGGUUUAGCUCCAUCUCCCCUAACCUUGUUUCUUCCAGAAGUUUAAGAAAGACUGUUGUAGCUAAAGAAACCCUGGUGCCAUGCUUUGUCUGAACCCAGCCUGUGCCUUCCCCAAGAGCAUUCAGUGAAUUGCAAACAUCCAGACUUACAGCUGUCCCACAUUGCCCCAUCCUUCCAGGAUGGUACUCCUUUGUCAAAUGAUUCACUGCCAAUUCUGCCAACAAGGUGUUGGCCAGAAUUUGCAGAGUCUUAAACUUGCUUAAUAGCUCUGCUUGCAACACAGCACACAUGUUAACAGUAGAAAUUGCUCUAGAGUCUAAUCAUAAAUGCUUCUAAUAACCUUUGGCCUUGCUUUGCAUGUGGUCUGAUGCUAUGAUGUAAUGCAGCAUUCACCCUCAAAGCAGCCUGAAUUUCCUAUGUAAAAACUUUGUUCAGGCAUGAACUUUGCUCCUCCAGAUUUUCUGAUCGGAAUAUCCCAAUGUCUCCAACAAAGGAAACUUGCAUGCUGCUUAAAUGCUAUUUUACUUUCUUGUAAUUUUUCUUCCCAGGUAAAAGCUACAGGGCAGGAACUCUUUGACCAAGUUUGCAAUGCACUGAAACUUAAAGACCCACACUUCUUUGGCAUCAGUGUGGUAAAAAACAAUGAAUAUGUAUUUAUUGACCUGGAGCAGAAACUGUGCAAGUACUUCUUAAAAGAGUGGAAGAAAGACGCCAACAAAGGAACAGAGAAAUUCAGCCCUCCUUUGGUUGCUUUCUUCAGAGUACAGUACUAUGUAGAAAACGGACGGGUCAUAAGCGACAAGGUUGCACGGCACUAUUACUACUGCCACCUCAGGGAACAAGUGUUGAAGUCUUGGUGCCCUGACAAAGAAGAAGUCUACUUCCUCCUGGCUGCGUAUGGGCUUCAGAUUGACUUGGGGGACUACCAGGAAAACUUCCACAGAGGGAACUACUUUGAACCCCAGACAUAUUUCCCUCAGUGGAUAAUUGCAAAGCGAGGCAGUGAUUAUAUCCUGAAGCAUGCCCCGGAGAUGCAUCAGGAGCAGCAAGGCCUCUCCACUCGAGAAGCUAUUCUGAAGUAUGUCAAGGAGUCGUGUUUGCUGGAAGAUGUGCCUGUCCACUUCUACAGACUGCAAAAGGAUAAGAAGGAGGACCGCCCUACAGUCAUCCUUGGCCUGACACUCAAAGGGGUGCACAUCUAUCAGGAAGUGAACCACGUGCGCCAGCUGCUCUACGAUUUCCCUUGGUCUCAUAUCGGGAAGCUUGCCUUUCUUGGGAAGAAGUUUGUGAUCCAGCCAGAUGGUUUGCCUUCUGCCCGGAAGCUGGUUUACUAUACCGGUUGCCCCUUCCGUUCUCGGCACCUGCUGCAGCUGCUCAGCAACAGCCAUCGGCUCUUUCUGAACAUCCAGCCCAUCCUUAAGCAGAUCCAGAUGUUGGAAGAUGCAGAAGAAAAGAAGCGAUACCGGGAAUCCUACAUCAGCGAUACCUUUGAAAUGGAUCUUGAUCCAUCAGACAAGCAUUCCCAUGAUGGCGGCAGCAGCAGAGGAAGUGAGAGGAACAACCGGCUGUCUCGACAAUCAACAGACAGCCACAGCAGCUCACACACGUCUGGCAUUGAGGCUGACUCAAGGCAUCGGAUAUCAGUGGAAAUGUCUGUGGACGAGCCCUUUGGUUUGGUCCAUCAGGCAGAGCAGUUUUGCGGCUCAAAGAUCAGCUACGGCAGCUCCAGCAUUGACAGUGGCAGCAAAGAGAGAGCAGAUGGUGCUCGGGAUGAUGAAAUUGAAUUGGGAGUAGAUGAGCCAGAAGAGGUCCCUGUGGACGGUCCUCAGCUGGUGGAAGACACUCAUGAGAGGUCUGUAGAUCCACAGACAGAAGACGACGUUUGCUGCCAAGACAUGAAUAAGAACCAUCUUUCAGUAGUGCAAGUCACCUUGAUUAAGGUCCAAGGUCAAAGCGUGGAAUCCCUUCAUCAGAUCACACAGCCAAAGACUAUGAAGUGCCCAGACCAGCACAGCCAAAGUCUGGAUGACAUUCGUCUUCACAAGCAUCUUCAUUCGCCACUGAGCGCCACACUGUCUGCCAAUACCUCUCGUAGCUACACUUUUGGUUUUGCCUUAGAGGAUAAGCUGGCCAGCUAUGGAUGUGUGUAUUCAACCGCUGACUGUAAAACCAAGUCAGCCCUCUAUGGAAAGAGGUCCAUGAACUGCCUGUCUCUGGAUCUUUUGGGAGAAGAUCAACUCCCAGAAGAAUUUGUGGUGUGAUCAUACUAAAGAGGCUCUUGCUGGAGAACAUUCACAAAAAAUGGAACGACAGCUGAUCUGUUGGGAAACAGAAGACAGUCGAUGGCUCCUAGUCAUGACAUCUAUGCCUUACCUCUAGCAUCAGAGGCAGCAUGCUCUGAACACCAGUUGCUGAGAAACAUGAUUGGGAAGGUGCUAUUAUUAUUGCCACAGGCGGCCAAUGGGCCACUGUGCCCACAGAAUGCUAGACUAGGUGGGCCUGUGGCCUGAUCCAGCAGGACAGUUAUGCUUGUUCUUUUGUCUAUCUAUACAUGCACACAUGUACACACCUCAUUAAGUGAGAUACUCUCCUUCCUUAUUGCUGUCCUCUGUAGUUUAUCAUGUUGUUCUAUCCAGCAGAUCUGAUCGAAGUGCAAGCUAGUAAUUGAAGCAUAGCAUCUUAAGUGUUCCAGUGAUACCAGACUAGGAAUCAGAGGACUGCUCAUGUACUAUUGGGUGGUCCAGCUUGCUCACUAAAGAGGCUGGUGAGCAAACUGCACAAAUAUUGAACACACAGAAUGAUUUGCCUACUAUAUUCCAAAAUGUAGCAGUAUAUUGGCUAGGAUGUAUAAUUCUUAUGGAGGCCGUUAUCCUAAAAUGGGUCUUCAUCUACUGUCUACCAGUCUGAAGCUCUGUAACUCUGGUGUUAUAGGCAGCAGGGCAUCUGCCUUGCACCAUAUGCAAUUUUCAGGGUGUGUGAACCUUGUCCUUGUGGUUCUACACCUGCUGGGCAAAUUUACAUUAUCAGUAAAUCAUUAGGGUAGGGGGUAAACCCUUAGAGGCUCUUCUCUCCCCCGUGGUUUUUUGUUUGAUUUUUUUUUCUCAACAGUUUCUUGAAAACCUUUGGGGACUGCAGUGUGCACAAUUCUUAGGAACAGAUAGCAUUUCUACAGUAAUACUUGUAGGGUGCUGAAUUGUGCCAAGGAACAACAUGGAAGAAACAACAGCAAAAAAAAAAAAAAAAGGUACACAAUCUAGAAUUGACAUGCAGGUCAAGAUCUGUAAGUUCUUUAGGCCUUUGUUGUUGCACAAGUGAUGCACAAGUUACUUCCAGAUUUAGCCAUACUUAAAGUAGGCUCAUUGUAAUCAAUGGGAGUUGGUUAUGAUUGCCCCAAGUCCCAUAGUUUCCAAUGAGGCUACAGAUAAGGAUGGCUACAUUUGGGUCCAAUCCCAGAUAAAGGUUAGUCUGCACUGAAACCCCUGCACUUCAGUGGGACAGAUCAGCUUUACCUUCUGCAUGACUUUUUUUUGGGGAAAGAAGGAAAAUUCCUUCAGCUAAUGUUGAAAUUCAUUCAUUAUUCUGAAAUAUUGUUUAGUUAAUCUUUGCUUUACUUUACAAAAAGAAAGUAGUCUUGAUUUUUAGCAGCAGUGCAAAGGGUUUCAUUGAAUUGCUUUGUGACAAUUGUGUGCCACAGCAUGUGGUCAUUCUAAGGCCAGGUGCUGUGGAGGUGGAGAGGUGGAGAAUGGCACUAGAAAAGAUGCACUGGAAAAAGAAGCCACCACUGUCCUCAUCUGCCAAGGAAGUC
Molecule: messenger RNA, 6211 nt
Organism: Varanus komodoensis (Komodo dragon)
Lineage: Eukaryota; Metazoa; Chordata; Lepidosauria; Squamata; Varanidae
Gene: FRMD1
Product: FERM domain containing 1
Exons: 12
Coding region: 2844-4667 (607 amino acids)
Biological process (GO): positive regulation of hippo signaling
Cellular component (GO): cytoplasmic side of apical plasma membrane; cytoskeleton
Source: RefSeq, a predicted model, not a curated record